AUGACAAUACAGACUUCUUUCACAGAUGAAGGAGCCAGGCGAAGAUCUGAAAUUAAUGAAUUCAUAGAUUUUGAAAAGAAACCAGUGGACAUCAAAAAAACUUCAUCAGUGGUCGCCACUACCAAACAUGCACACGAUGAAUACGAAGAUAAUUUUCCAGGUAAUGGGUUCUAUCAGCCACCCAGAAAUAUUUUUCAAAGAUGUAUUGAUUCUUUCAAACCACCAUUAGAUGGCUCUUUUGAUACCAACAAUUUGAAGAGAUCUCUUAAGGCCCGUCACUUGAUCAUGAUUGCCAUUGGAGGAUCCAUUGGUACGGGUCUAUUUGUUGGGUCCGGUCAAGCAAUCGCCACUGGUGGUCCCCUUGCUGUUGUCAUUGGAUGGGCAAUUGCAGGAUCUCAAAUCAUCGGUACUAUACAUGGUUUGGGUGAGAUUACAGUCAGAUUCCCAGUGGUCGGUGCGUUUGCAAAUUAUAGUACUAGAUUCCUGGAUCCUAGUUUAUCAUUUGUCAUCUCUACCAUCUAUGUUAUACAAUGGUUUUUUGUUCUUCCGUUAGAAAUUAUAUCAAGUGCCAUGACUGUUCAGUAUUGGAAUCAGUCCAUUGAUCCCGUCGUUUGGGUCGCCAUUUUUUAUUGUGCCAUAGUCAGUAUCAAUUUAUUUGGAGCAAGAGGAUUUGGUGAAGCUGAAUUCGUUUUUUCUAGUGUGAAAGUACUUACAAUAUGUGGGUUCAUUAUCCUAUGUAUUGUCUUAAUUUGUGGUGGUGGUCCAGACCAUGAUUUUGUGGGUGCUAAAUACUGGCAUGAUCCAGGUUGUCUUGCUCAUGGGUUCCCUGGUGUUCUAUCUGUGCUAGUCGUUGCUUCCUAUUCCCUAGGUGGUACCGAAAUGGUUUGUCUAGCAAGUGGGGAAACUGACCCAAAGGAAUUACCAAGUGCUAUUAAGCAAACUUUCUGGAGAAUCUUGUUCUUCUUCCUGGUCUCAUUGACUUUAAUUGGCUUCCUAGUACCAUACACUAAUGAAAACUUACUGGGUGGCUCAUCUGUUAAUAAUUCACCUUUUGUCAUCGCUAUUAAACUACACCAAAUUAAAGUAUUACCAUCCAUUGUGAACGCCGUUAUCUUAAUUAGUAUUCUGAGCGUUGGGAAUUCAUGCAUUUUUGCCUCCAGUAGAACACUUUGUUCCAUGGCACAUCAGGGUUUGAUUCCAAGGUUUUUCGGUUACAUUGAUCGUGCUGGGAGACCAUUAACUGGUAUUAUUACAAAUUCAUUAUUCGGUCUAUUGGCUUUCUUAGUUAAAUCAAGUUCCAUGAGUGAAGUGUUCGAUUGGUUGAUGGCUAUUGCUGGUUUAGCAACAUGUAUCGUUUGGUUAAGUAUUAACAUAUCACAUAUCAGAUUUAGGUUGGCAAUGAAAGCUCAGGGGAGGUCUCUAGAUGAGCUGGAGUUUGUUAGUGCUGUUGGUAUUUGGGGGUCAGCAUAUUCCGCCGUUAUCAAUUCAUUAAUCCUAGUUGCUCAAUUUUACUGUGCAUUGUGGCCAAUUGGGGGUUGGGAAAAUAGUAGUAUUAGAGCCAAAAAGUUCUUUCAGAGCUACUUAUGUGCUUUAAUUAUGAUAGUUUUGUUCGUCGGUCAUAAAAUAUUUUACAGAUACAAAACUGGAAAAUGGUGGAGCAUGCUUCCAUUGAACAAGAUUGAUUUAGAAACUGAUCGUAAGAAUAUAGAUAUUGAAAUAUUAAAACAAGAAAUUGCCGAGAGAAACCGUCAUUUGCGUGCAAGCCCAUGGUAUGUAAGAUGGUAUCAUUUCUGGUGUUAA
Molecule: messenger RNA, 1800 nt
Organism: Naumovozyma castellii
Lineage: Eukaryota; Fungi; Ascomycota; Saccharomycetes; Saccharomycetales; Saccharomycetaceae
Gene: TAT2
Product: aromatic amino acid transmembrane transporter TAT2
Exons: 1
Coding region: 1-1800 (599 amino acids)
Source: RefSeq, a predicted model, not a curated record